CCAUUAUACCUCAUCUAAGAAGGUCACAGCAUCGAGUCACCGCACGAGACAGAAAACGGACCAGACACUAAAAUACACGCCACUAAAAUCACACAUGGAUCUAUAGGAACCAGUAUAUCGGUGAAUACAGCAAAAUUAGACGCGCCUGUCCAUUACCACAAGGUUACACAUAGCUGUAGUUUAUGCUAGGUUAUGUAUGCAGGGAGAAUUGCAGUUGCUGUUUGGAAGUGAAAUAUUUUUAUGGAGGCUUGGAAGGACGCGGGGGAGCGAGGAGCCGAAGUGGGGAAACUGGAGAUUGCUACAACGUACUGGAAACGACAGCUUCUGCUGGCUACGAGUAACCCACGCGCACGGGACGGGGUGGAAACAUGGCCGCGAAUGGCAACAAUUUAACAUCUGGGAUGGGAGAAAUUAUCCAACUGAACGUUGGUGGGACACGGUUCAGCACAUCUAGACAGACUCUCAUGUGGAUCCCAGACUCUUUAUUUUCAAGUUUGCUGAGUGGGAGAAUAUCAUCUCUACUGGAUGAAACUGGAGCUAUAUUUAUUGACAGGGACCCAACAGCCUUUGCGCCCAUCUUGAAUUUCCUUCGAACCAAAGAGUUAGACUUAAGGGGGGUAAACAUUAACAUUCUCCGCCAUGAAGCUGAGUUUUAUGGGAUAACGCCAUUAGUGAGGAGGUUGUUGCUGUGUGAGGAGAUAGAGCGUUCGUCCUGUGGCAGUGUUCUGUUCCAUGGAUACCUUCCCCCUCCAGCCCGUAACUCCAGCCCCACCCCUGCAGCCUCUGGCCUUGCCGCUGAGGAUCGGCCUGGUCCUAGCGGAGCAGAAGGGGGGUUCCCCCAAACCUGCCCCCCCCACACCUCCCUUCCCGGACCCCCUGGAGCCGAGGCGCCACACAGACUGGGUGCUGUGGUGGAUCCUAGGAAGGUGCUGAUUGUAGCUGGACAUCAUAACUGGAUCGUAGUGGCUUAUGCACACUUUGUCAUCUGUUACAGGAUAAAGGAGUCAUCAGGGUGGCAGCAGGUGUUUUCUAGCCCCUAUCUGGACUGGUCCAUUGAGAGAAUCGCUCUCAACGCCAAGGUGGUAGGCGGUCCCCAUGGCGAUAAGGACAAGAUGGUGGCAGCCGCCUCCGAUAGCAACAUCAUCCUCUGGAGCAUCCAGGACGGAGGGAGCGGCAAUGAGAUAGGUGUGUUUAGUCUGGGUGUACCAGUAGAUCAUCUAUUCUUCAUUGGAAACCAGCUAGUGGCCACCAGUCACAUGGGGAAGGUGGGGGUCUGGAACGCUGUCACACAGCAUUGGCAGGUGCAAGAUGUAGCUCCCAUCACCAGCUGUGACACAGCUGGCUCCUUCCUGCUUCUGGGUUGCAACAAUGGAUCCAUCUACUAUAUAGACAUGCAGAAGUUUCCUUUGAGGAUGAAGGAUAAUGAUCUGUUGGUGACAGAACUGUACCACGACCCAUCUGACGAUGCCAUAACUGCCCUCAGUGUCUACUUCACACCCAAGACCAGUGUGAGUGGUAACUGGAUAGAGAUGGCGUAUGGGACCAGUUCUGGAGCAGUGAGGGUUAUAGUCCAACACCCUGAGACAGUAGGCUCUGGACCUCAGCUCUUCCAGACCUUCACUGUCCACCGCUCUCCUGUCACCAAGAUCAUGCUCUCUGAGAAACACCUGGUCUCAGUGUGUGCGGACAACAACCAUGUGCGUACGUGGACAGUGACGCGGUUCCGAGGCAUGAUCUCCACGCAGCCUGGCUCCACCCCCCUCGCCUCCUUUAAGAUCCUCUCAUUGGAGGAGACUGAGAGCCACGGCAGCUACUCAUCAGGCAAUGACAUUGGUCCAUUUGGGGAGAGAGACGACCAGCAGGUGUUUAUUCAGAAGGUCAUCCCCAUCACCAACAAGCUGUUUGUUCGCCUCUCCUCCACUGGGAAAAGGAUCUGUGAGGUGGCGGCAGUGGAUGGGAACACCAUCUCGUGUUUCACAGUUAGGGAGUGUGAGGGUUCUAGCAGGAUGGGUUCUAGACCCAGGAGGUACCUGUUCACAGGCCAUGGCAAUGGCAGCAUUCAGAUGUGGGACCUCACCACCGCUAUAGACACUGCCAACAAGGGAGAGGAGAAGAAGAAAGAUGAGGUGGGCGGGCCAACAGAAGAGGAGCUGCUUCAGCUAUUGGACCAGUGUGACCUCAGCACCUCCCGCUGUGCCACGCCCAACAUCAGCCCCGCCCCCUCGGUGCUGCAGCCCAGCCGUCUCCGAGAGUCCUGCUCCAGCCUCCAGCUGCAGGCCCAGGAUCCCAUUCCAGAGACGGCCACUUACGGAGCUCUGCGACCCUACAGAGAGAGCCCACUGCUGGCCCGAGCCCGGCGCACAGAGUCCUUCCACAACUACAAAGACUUCCAGAACUUCUCCCUAGGGAAAGGCCUGCUGGAGAGCCCUGAACAGGCUCCAGGACAGGGGGCACGCCCAGGUACAGAAGCCAGAACCCGGUCGCUGUGUGAGGCUGGAGAAGAGGUUGGGAGGAGGGGCUCUGCCAUGGAGCUCUGGGCUAGCCAAACCACUAACGCCGCCUACGCUAAUGUCUUUGCUAACGUUGCAGCUGAGGGUAUCACAGAAUCGCCACGGCAACCGCUUGAGAGCCCUGGUGGAGACAUUCGUCGAAGGCUCCAAUCGGAGGAGGAGGAGUGGGCGGGGGUUGGAUCAGGGGCGGAGGCUAGGUCUGAGGUGAGGAGGAAGGCAGGGUUUGAGGGGGGGUUGUUUCUGGGCAGGAAGAGGGCACCUCCCGUCCCCCAGCUCUCCUCGCUGUCCUCUGGGGUGUCCUUGGGGGGAUGCAGUGACUCCUCCUCCACCACCUCCCCCUCCCCCACUAAGCUGGCCUCCACUUCCCCCCGGCGCAGGAAGUGCAGCGAGCCGGCCAAUCAGGACAGCAACCUGUGAGUGAAAGACAGCUCUGAUGCAGACACACCCCUUGUGUCUGUCAGUCAACAGCUUCAGGUAGAAGUUACCCCCGAAACACUGAUCUAGGACCAGCCAACCCUCCACAAGCCUAACCAUUAGGAGGAACUGGCCUUAGAUCAGUGUCUGAGGGCAACUUCAUCUCACAGGCAACACUCAUGUGCCGCAGCCUAAGGAUCAUGACUUUAACCCUUUAUAUAUCUCCAUCUUUGCUGGUAUCUGGUUGCUACACAAUUAAUAAUAAUAAAUCAUUUGGUGGGUGCUUAUAUUUGUUCUAACGUCAUACAUGUACGAGUGUGUAUUAAUACUUGUGUAUGAAUUGGACAUGUGUUUUUUGCAUAUCCCAACUCUCCAGGAGACACCCUUGGAGUGUGGGUUCAUGGCCAGGGUGCACCUCCAAUGUUUGUUCCAAUAGUCCCUCAUGACAUCAUUCAGACUUUUUGUGUUGGAUGCAUGUAGUUUACCGCAUGUUAACAAAGUGCUACAUACGUUUAUUUCCCCCUUGUGGUCACUUUCCCAAACCAGUAGCCAGUAGCCAUGUGUGUUGUGUUUUAGACAUGAAUGAAUUCAACACUUCACAGUAAAUCACUUUAUCUGUACUUCCUGAUCGAAACAGACCGCUGAAGAUCAAUGUGACUUUCCAUGGUAUUGUUUCUUUAAAUAUAAGGAGGAUUACAUUUUUUAGUGCCUUCUUUGACAUCAGCCAUAAUCUACGUAUCCCCCUGUCCUGUGAUGGAGAGAGGAUCUAGAGUCUUAAGGGCAGAUUCAAUCAGAUUGGCAGCCGCAUAGCGUCGUUUUGGAGGUGUCGGAGGUGGAGCUGCGUUAGAGCUGUCAAAUCCACAAGAGGCUCGUUGCGUAACCUGCCAUUGGAUGCAACGAAACCACACCAGACUGUAAUCCCAACAAAUCCCAUGUGGCCGUGUUAAAGUUCAAUCACUCAAAUUAGACUGGUGGGCAUAAAUCCCCCAUCAAAUGAGCAUGAAAACAUGCAUCAGCCUCACAUCAAUGACAUCAGUCAUUAUUUUUAACAUGAUAGAAGCCUGCACUUUUCUAGUGCCGUUUUGAACCUCUAACACAAAGGGAUAAUAAGGAAGGCGAUUGAUGUGUGACAGGAGCAUCCGCUCACCGAUAUGCCAGCUCAUACCGCUUGUACACCUCCAACACAUUCAGGCUGUAUCACAACCGGCCGUGAUUGGGAGUCCCAUAGGGCGGCGCACAAUUGGCCCAGCGUCGUCCGGGUUUGAUCAGUGUAGGCUGUUAUUGUAAAUAAGAAUUUGUUCUUAACUGUCUUUCCUAGUUAAAUAAAGGUUAAUAACAAAUGUGCUGCUAUGUGGAUGUCGGCAAAUGCUGGUUAAAGCUCCAUCUGAUUGAAUCCAGGCCUUAGACCAAAGGUUCUGACUGUCCAGUUGUCACAGGUUGGAUAGCUGCUAUUAUUGUCACUCCUGUCACCCAACGAUAGCUUUCAGAUGGAGAAAGAGAAUAGGGGAGAGAGAGAGAGAGAGAGAGAGAGAGAGAGAGAGAGAGAGAGAGAGAGAGAGAGAGAGAGAGAGAGAGAGAGAGAGAGAUCAAU
This is a messenger RNA of Oncorhynchus keta (chum salmon), 4515 nucleotides long. Its product is annotated as BTB/POZ domain-containing protein KCTD3-like. NCBI's taxonomy places the organism in Eukaryota, Metazoa, Chordata, Actinopteri, Salmoniformes, Salmonidae. Gene Ontology annotation, molecular function: protein binding. The record is from RefSeq and is a predicted model, not a curated record. The coding region runs from base 369 to 2927 and encodes 852 amino acids. Gene Ontology annotation, biological process: protein homooligomerization. The transcript has 19 exons.